Messenger RNA from Entelurus aequoreus (snake pipefish), 4179 nucleotides. RefSeq names its product meiosis inhibitor protein 1-like. The transcript has 33 exons. Gene Ontology annotation, biological process: meiosis I. The coding region runs from base 135 to 4052 and encodes 1305 amino acids. Lineage: Eukaryota; Metazoa; Chordata; Actinopteri; Syngnathiformes; Syngnathidae. The record is from RefSeq and is a predicted model, not a curated record.
UGUCGACAUUUGCGUCGACCCGCCUUCGUACCUAAAGCAGUUAGCUGUUAGCUGUUAGCUCGCCAUAGCCUUUGCUUUCACGACGCUGCUCAUACCUUCUAUCCGACUAAUAACACGGAUGUCACUACAGCAACAUGUCAAGCAAGGAGGUGAUUUAUGAGAAGAAUCACUUCAGACAUGACCCCAGAUGGAGUGGGCGCCUGGGGCCCGCAGAGGGAGGAGGACUGCUGCUGUGUGUGGCCUGUGUGCUCGACAUGUUGGAGCGCGAUGACUGCUCUUCAGCCAGGAAGUCGUAUGCCUUGUCGGCUAUCAGUGGGGUGCUGAAGUGUUCUCCUGGAGCCUUGAGAGAGUUGCUCCAACAGGACCACCAAGUCUCCAUGCAGUUUAUAACCUCUCUGUUGGGGAUGCUUCACACAACACUGGACUCAGCUACUUUGGAAAAGGUGGACCAAGUUCUGGUUCUACUGCUUUUAGAGCUUCAGAGCGAGCUGCCACUGCGCUUUGUGUUGGAUCAAAUCGACAAAAAGGUGAUUGACCAGCUCAAUGUGAAGUCCUUCUUGCCAACCUUCAACUUCUUAGGGAGCUUGGUGGAAGCGGUACCCGGUGUGGCUAUUAGCCUGGUGACUCAGUAUGCUCCCUUGCUUGACCGCCUGUGCUCGGUCUUGUUGUAUCCGGAUGAAGGGCUGAAGGCUUCAAUCAUCUAUGUGUGGCUCAAGACGUUGGGGGCCGCUGGGGGUUCGCCGGCCCACGCCCUGCCCGUCACCCUUCGGGACAGAGUGUGUGUCCUGUUGCUGCAGACCUUUGCCAAUGCCAGCUCCCCCCAGCUUAUCAACAAUUGUAUUGCUCUACUGUGGCUUCUAGUGCAGUGGGGAGAGGCAGUGUCAGUUCUUAUGAGUAACACCGGCAUUCAGUUCAUGACCAGCCAGACUCAGACCAUCCACAUCAGCAGCCAGGACCAAGAACAACAGACUUCUGACCACUGCCACCUGCCUCUCAUCCUGAAAAAGUUGCUGCUGAGUGGUGAAGAGGCACUGCAUGUGACCAGUGCAAAAUGCAUUGCAUCCAUUCUGGUUCAUUCCCCCAGUCACUACAGCGCUUCUUUUAUCAAAGCUGAUGUACCAGAGUUUCUAUUUGAUCGUCUGGUUAGUACAAGCAGUGAGCUGCUGCUUUGGUCCCUCUACAGCUGCUUGCUGUUGCUGGUUGAAGACCCACUAUUUUUCUCCCAGUGUCACUCAGUUUAUGGUAUUGAAUCCCUGGUGCGCAGUCUGAAACAGGCACUGCAGCUGACCAACAUGGAUGUGCUGAAACAAGGAUUUGUGCUUCUUACUGAGAUAUUGGGGAGGCAGCCUCCAAAUGUGCGCUUGUUCCUCAGUGCUGAAGGUUUUCUGGCUGUGUCACAGACUGUGGUGGCGGGACUCUCCUCCCCCUGCCUGCGAGUGGCCACGCAGGUCGCAAGUGCUGCCUCCGCCCUCUUUAGACUUCACCACCAGUCCAGACCGGUCCAAUACAAGGAGCUACAAGAACUGGUGGCUGCCAUCACACACAGAUUGAAUGAGCUUCCCUUGCCAUCCUCGGCUCAGCGUCAAAGUAUUGGUCGUCUGAAGAAGUCAGACCAGCGCAACCUGGCCUCUCGGUCAGAAGGAUUUCUGUUGCAGUCCAUGCUGUGUUUGCAGACCGCUUGCAGAUUGGCGGAGGAGUGUGCGUCAGAUCCUGUUUUGAUGGAGAACACGUUCACAGCUCCAUCUGAGCAGAGCCGUGGUCAGGACUCGCUGGAGUCUCUGUGCCAAUGCCUGCUGCGCUGCUGUGACUCGGUCUGGAUACCCAGCGUUGUUAGGAUGUGUGAAUGUGCACCAAAUCCUCAGAUAUUGCAGGCCUUCUACUCAGUCCUGUGCUCCCAGUUCACUCUCCUUCCAUCACUCAUGCCAGUCUUUGCAACCAAGAUGGCAUCCUCGGGUUUCUACAGGCUGGCUUUGGAACACAAAGGGAUCCUCUGUGUGGGAAACAGAAACACAAGUUUGAAUGCAGCUUGCUGUGGUUUCCUACAGAAACUCAGUAUGUGUCUCUUCUCCCAGUCAAGUCCUUCCUGUACUGCCCGCCAGCAGGAUGUAGAAGAAGUGGAGAAUCUCUUGCAGUACAACCUUCCCUCUCUCUGCUGUAGCAUCUCAGACUGGCCCUCUCUGCUGCGCGAGUACCCCGGGCAACUACCAUGUGAUGAGAAAGGGCCAAGAGCCACUCAGUACUGCCUGGUGAUAAUACUCCAUCUCGCCCUGCAGCAAGGAGACAGGCUUCUCCCGGACCAGACAGUGUUUUCCAGUGUGGUGUGGCUCUUGCGUUCCGUGCAGGAGGACGGCAACUGUACUGUCCCUACGUCUGUCCUGCGCUCCGCCCUUUACCUGCUGGCGGUGACACAGGACAAUGGCAUCACCCUGGAGGGGGCUCCUUUAAAGUGCAUCAGCAUGGCACUCUCCUCCUGCCAGAGCUUCUCAUCCCUCUACAGUCACCAUCCUGCCCUCCUCCACUUCAUUUGUAGCCAUCCGCUGCUUGAGAAGACAUUUGGAGGCCUGAUCUUGGAACUAUGGUUGACCAAGCAGGCCCAGUACACAGAUGCAGACCUAACCAUGAGAGACACUCAUGUGAAAGACAAGCUACAACGAGGUGACGGAGAGACAGAAAAAGACAUUGUGGAGCUUCUGUCUGUGAUAAAGAAGUACCCAGCUAUCAUCCUGACCCUCCUGGACAUGGUUUGCACCAGGGAGUCUUCCCUGGCAGAGCGAGCACUGUCGGUUCUGACGCUUCUCUUGGACGGCAACAAUGACUUUGAGGCGGACUUGUGUGCCAGUUUGAAAAUGGCCCUACUGCAGGUCUUGCAGAAAAUCAGUGUCCAGACUAUGGACCGUGGACAUCAUGCUAAAGAAGUGAAUUCACUCCCGCUGGUGCUGCGGCUGCUCAGUGUCACUCAUACCAGCGAGCCACUUCCACCCCGCUGCAGCAAGAUGGACGGCGUGCACUUCAAGCUGCUCUACCAUGUGAGUAACAUUGCAGGUCGGCUGAGUGCGUCCAACACCGAGAGUCUGCUGCCCGCCCUCAGCUACCUGCACUGCCUCCUGAGCCUCUCUCCUGCGUACUGCACUGACACAGCUGUCUCCAUGCUGCUCUCCAACGGUGGACUGAUGGAGCGGCUUCAGACAGUCCUGUCUUCCUCCUCCUCUUCCUCCGCCUUGCUGUGCGUCAGUCAUCUCCUCCUGUCCUCGCUCAUCACCCUGCAGCACGUGCACGCCUCACAGGUUCACAAAAGCCUGAGUUGGAGCCUGGACAGAAGUGUGCAGCGAAUCCUUAUUCAGAAAAGAAACACAGACAAUCUCUUGCUCGUCAGCUACUUGAGACUGCUGGAGGCCUUACUCAACGUUGACCUGACCUCAGCGCUGAUGCGUGUGAGCACUGCUCCUGGCUUGCUUGGCCACACACCUCUGGAGGUUGAAGAUGGACAAUUGUUUCCACUUGGCUCCAGGGGGGCUCAGUGCCUCGCCAUCGCUCUCAGUGGACUCAUUUUACAGAAGCAUGAGCUGCUGCUGCGAGCUUCAGUCAACUGCCUGACUUCCUUGCUUGGCUUCCUGCAUAGGAGGAGUCCCAAGACAGCCAAGUAUGUGGUUUGUCAGCCAUGGAGUCGAUUCCUGCUCUCCUGCCUGCACAGCUCAGGAGAGAGCUGCCUUCUGCACCCUGCCAUUCUCAGACUGCUCACACUGCUCAUGCGGCACGGCAGCACGGUGGUGCGCUGGGAGCCCGACCUGCUCCGGGUGAUUGAUGCAGUAGAGAGGAAGGGGGUAAAGACGCUCAGCCAGGAAGCCUCACACACCCUCAGGCUACUUCUCACACAGAUCCAGAGUGGUGUCUGGCAGCCUCCGCCCACCGAGGAACACAAGCAGAGAGUGAGGCGUGCCAUGGACUCCCUGGACUCAGAGCCCGCCUCUGAGAGCCCCGUUGUGCCCAGCAACAUCCUACGUGUUGGGGCCUUGUCCAUCUGUCUGUCCCACUUCACCCUCAUCCUAGACUAACUCUGUGUCACGCACAUGUGGACAACACUUGGACUUCACCCUCAUCCUAGACUAACUCUGUGUCACGCACAUGUGGACAACACUUGGACUUCACCCUCAUCCUAGACUAACUCUGUGUCACGCACAU